AUGACUCACACAGAGCAACGAGAACAGGGCGUUUCCACGACAGCAGCACGCCACCGCCCGGAACGCCACCGCCCCGGAACGCCACCGCCCCGGAACGCCACCGCCCGGAACGCCACCGCCCCGGAACGCCACCGCCCCGGAACGCCACCGCCCCGGAACGCCACCGCCCGGAACGCCACCGCCCCGGAACGCCACCGCCCCGGAACGCCACCGCCCGGAACGCCACCGCCCGGAACGCCACCGCCCCGGAACGCCACCGCCCCGGAACGCCACCGCCCCGGAACGCCACCGCCCCGGAACGCCACCGCCCGGAACGCCACCGCCCGGAACGCCACCGCCCGGAACAAUAGUUUUUACAAUUUGUUUUGGGAUUUUAAGGCUUGA
Messenger RNA from Knipowitschia caucasica, 384 nucleotides. The record is from the annotation of a GenBank genome assembly. Lineage: Eukaryota; Metazoa; Chordata; Actinopteri; Gobiiformes; Gobiidae.